UAUAUAAAUAUUUUGAAAAUACCAAAAAAGGGACUAAAGAUUUUGUACGAGCAUCUAAACCCUGUGGAUUGUUACAAUCUUGCAAAGGCUUCUCCGGAAUUGAAAAAACAAGUCAAAAAGCAUAAACCUCUUUCGAUUCGAAACAUUUACUUACGAUUUGAUGACGAAAAAUCAUGUGUCGGUGUGUAUUUCGAUAGGCAUAGAUACAAAUAUACUGCCUGUGUAUUCUAUAUGUGGAAGAAAGGAGAUGGAAACUAUAGAUUUUGGAAUAACUUAUACUAUCUGAAACCUGCAAAAUUUCAAAGCUACUUAUACACAAAGUUAACCCAUCCAAAGGAAGUGAAAGCAAUGCAAGGGACAAUGUUUCCAAUUGAUUUUUUAAUGGGAAUGCUGGAGACACAGAAAGAUUUAUGCUCGAUUUUCGAUGCAACAAAAGCCACUCGUUAUGUUGGAGUGAAUUUAAUCAACGCUUCGAAUGUAACUCUCGAUGACCCAGAAUGGUUGACACGUGAACAUGUGUUAUCUCUGAAUUGUGCAACCGCCGAUAUCGGACACAACAAUCUAACAGCUGACGAUUUGAAUGCGUUUCUUAUGCAAUGGAUGUUUCUCGAUACGAACCAGAUAAGAACGGAACGAUUUGAAAUUACUUUGAGUCCACAGGCAUUUCAAAAUAAAAAAGCGAUUACCAAUGGCCUCGUGUUGUUGGAUUGGGAUCCGAAACAAAGAGAAGGAGAGUAUUUUGAUGUUGAUCAAUACUUAAUGAAGAGCACAAUUCGAGAUCCCCAUAGUUUCUAUGAUUGCAAAUUCUCAAAAGAUAUUCUUCGAGAAGAUGGACAGCUCGCAACUGUGUUGUUCCAUGGAAAACGACUUCAUUUUUUAGUCUGGAAGAAUCGAUUUCCAUACAAAAUUCUGAAAGAAGCUCGAGAAAAAGAAAAGAAUUCACAGAUGAGAGUGAUGUGGGGUAGAUGUGUGAUCGAGGCAUUGCGAUUAAUGAAUGACACCUUCCACUACCAUCCAUACCGUCAACGUAAGAACUCAUCCACUUCGACCUAUUCUGACUGUUCAAGUCUCUCCGCCAGCCCUUCAAGUUCUACAAUGACCUCCACUCCACCACCUCAAAACUGUUCAGCAAACAUUUACGAUCGUCUCAAAGACUACAUCAGUGAGGUUCCAAAAGAUCCAAUUGUGUGUCAAAUACUCCUAAAUAGCCUUGCACAUAUCAUCGAGCUCGAACGCCAACUCGCCGAUUUGGAGCAGAAAACUGAAAAUCUGAAAAUGCAUCAAUGUCCGCCUCCACCAUAUUAUGCUUCAACGAAACUACAUCAUGAGAAGGUCCCUGAAGACUUGGUUACUGUCGACGUCUCCGAGUUCAAACAUCUCGUUUACUCAGCACCUCUCGUUUAUGACACAAUUUCCUACUGA
This is a messenger RNA of Caenorhabditis briggsae, 1422 nucleotides long. Gene Ontology annotation, biological process: embryo development. The annotation marks the transcript as partial. NCBI's taxonomy places the organism in Eukaryota, Metazoa, Nematoda, Chromadorea, Rhabditida, Rhabditidae. The record is from RefSeq and is a predicted model, not a curated record. The transcript has 9 exons.